AUGGAGUUAAUAACAUUUACAAACAUUGAAAACAUUGAGAUGAUGUUAGCAGAUGUAUUAAAAACCUAUUGGAAAAAUUUGGCUGGUGGACAAUGUGCGUAUGAAAAUAAUUGCGAUUCCGAUUUUACAGAAAAAUUAAUUCAUUGUGUGGACUGUUGGAAUUGGUUUCACAAAUCAUGUGACAGUGAAGAUUUAAGUGCUGUAAAAGGUACUUGGGGAAGUCCAGGUGGACGAAGGGGAUGCCGUUCAUGGAGAGGAGGAGUUGGAAGUAGUGGAGGUCCAGAUGGAGGUGGUGGUGGACAUGGAAGAAGUGGGGGUCCUGAUAGAGGACGUGGAAGUAGUGGAGAUCCCGAUAGAGGACGUGGAUGGAGUGGAGGUCCCGAUAGAGGACGUGGAUGGAGUGGAGGUCCUGAUAGAGGACGUGGAUGGAGUGGAGGUCCCGAUAGAGGACGUGGAUGGAGUAGAGGUCCCGAUAGAGGACGUGGAAGUAGUGGAGGUCCAGAUGGAGGACAUGGAAGUGGUCGGUGGUCAGGUGGAGUGGAAUGGUGA
This is a messenger RNA of Acyrthosiphon pisum (pea aphid), 549 nucleotides long. Its product is annotated as protein argonaute 3-like. The transcript is spliced from 2 exons. Lineage: Eukaryota; Metazoa; Arthropoda; Insecta; Hemiptera; Aphididae. The record is from RefSeq and is a predicted model, not a curated record. The coding region runs from base 1 to 549 and encodes 182 amino acids.